AUGUCCCGGCUCGCCGGCGUUGUGCUCAUGUCCGCCCUCCUCGGCGCGGCCUCCUUCGCCAUCGGCAUCCUCCCCCUGUCCUUUGCAUUCUCCAAGUCCGCCCUCGCGCGUCUGUCCGCCCUCGGCACGGGUCUGCUGCUCGGCGCCGCGCUUGGCGUCGUCAUCCCCGAAAUAGGCUUUUCGCUUGCUGCUGCAGUGACCGCGAUGGUAUGCACACUAGACUGGUAUCCGGCGCGAUGGAUCCUGUCUUCAUGGGGAACAGUUCCCGUCAAUGACCAAUCGGGCAUCGAGACGCUCGCCGCGGGCUCCGCAGAGCCGCCCACGUCCGCCAUCGCGCUCGCCCUCCUCGGCGGGUUCACCUUCAUGCUCCUCCUCGAGCAGCUCGUCUCCCCACACGCGCAUGACCGCGCCCCGCCGCGUCUGCCGCCGUCGCCCACGAACCCCCCCGCGCACGUGGAGUUCGACGUCGAGCUCGGCGAGCUCGAGCGCGCGGAGGGCAUCCCGGACGCGGGGCCCGCAGCAGUGACCGCGGCGUCGAACGCAAAUGCAGACGGGCGGCCGGACCGUCCGCAGGCCCGCGCGUACCCGCUCACGCUCGGCCUCGUCAUGCACGCGCUCGCGGACGGGCUUGCGCUCGGGUCGUCGGCGCUCUCGGGGGCGGGGGCGGACGCGGCGGCCGUGCUGCCGUCGAGCCUCUCGCUGGUCGUCUUCAUGGCGCUCGCCAUCCACAAAGCGCCGACGGCGCUCGCGCUGACGACGGCGCUCAUGGGCUCGGGCCUCGCGCGCGCCGAGUGCAAGAAGCACCUCGCGCUGUUCAGCGCGUCCACGCCGCUGGGCGCCGUCGCGUCGUACGUGCUGCUCGUGGCCUUCGGCGCGGAUGCCAGCGGCGGGGGCCGGUGGCCGGGCGGCGCGCUGCUGUUCUCGGGCGGGACGUUCCUGUACGUCGCGACGGUGCUGCGGCCCGUGGCGGCGCGCGGUGCGGAGGAGGAGAUCGGGCGGCGCGCGCGCGUGGUGUGCACGGUGCUGGGGAUGUUUGUGCCGUUCGCGGUGAGCGUUGCCGUGGGGCACGACCAUGAGCGGGGGGCCCUAGGGGUGUUGAUCGAGCCCACGAUGGCUGCUGUGCCUGGGAUACCAGGAGAGCAAAGUUUGCUUGGACGCCAGUUCAAGUUGGUCGUGCGAUCGGCGCGUGACGCGUGCGAGCCUCCCUUGCACGCGAUCGCGUGGCGGGCUUUCGAUUUGUUGAAUUCAUUUGCUGUGUCUCGGAAUGACUGGAUACGGCGCAUGCUGACCCAGGAAAGCACAGCACAGUAUAUUGUAUUCGGGCCCCGCAGACAGUCCCUGGCCAAUGCCUUGAAGGACCUUGGCGGCACCCCAUACGAUUGCACCUGCGCCGACCAAUACAGCGCCGACGAGCGCGAAGGGCGUCGCGAGGAUCGCCCCGAUCCCGAUGAGGAAAGCAUUGGCUUGCUCAGACCUCUCCCCCUCGGCGGCAUUCGCCCACUGGUCCGCGUUCGCGUGCAUUCUGGCGCGCACCGCAGGGUCCGGAUGUAUAUCUCCCGCUGUGCGCCACAUAUUGGGGAUUCUGGAGCCAUUUUGGGGCGGAGCGAGGGCGGAAAGGAGGGCGGAGAGCUCCAUGAACUGAUGAUUUCCCUUAUAAUACUUACCGCUCCAGAUACGGAUGUCGAGACGCCCGGGUUCCAAGAGACGCUCCCUGUUCGCAAAGCUCUGCACGGAAGCGACCCCGAUCCGCCCUGGGUGCCGACUCAAGCACUCUAUCGUUUUCUGGUGGAUAAUCGUGUAUGCGCCCACUUGGUGGACGAGCAUUGUUCCAACACCGCGACCUCCGUCCCCGUCGGCGAUAAGCCCGACUCUUUCCACGACGCAGUAAACUGGCGUUGUAGUCUGCGCAAGGAGCACACCUUUGCAAUGCUUCCGUUCGCAAGCGCAAACAACCUACGUCUUGUCCUAGUGAACAAGCGUGACUAUCGCGGAUCGACUCCCUACUCGCAGGAAGAACUCAAAGAUUUCGCUUCGCCUGACAGAAAUGUUGAAGCGAGAGCAAUCGCAGCGAGAGGAUCGGAGAUCGGUACCUCCAUUCGCUGGUUCAUCCAAGCCGAACAUAUCCCGCCGAUCUCCGCGCGUCCGAGGUCCGAUGAUUCGUGCGGUGGAGGUGUCUCCCUUCUGGGGUGGUUCGCAGGAAAUCUGCAGACUAUAUCCUUCCUUGCACACGCACAGGAUCUCCCCGAGGAGACGAUGAGCUUCCUUGAAAGCUACUUCCGUAGUCUCAUCAUGUUCGUCCCCUGGGCUCAUACAUUAAUAAUCACUCGCAAACCGGUGCACGGGACUGCACCCGCGGGCUCCGAGUUUGCCGCUCCGCACUGGACACCUACGGUUCAUCGCAUGCCCCUCCCAGAGGUGGCCGAGGCCAACACCAUGGCGAGUUCGCAGAUGCUCAUCCAGCGCGUCGACCGUUCCGUGUACCCGGAGAACUUCCGCCGAGCGCUAUUCAACUGCUAUGUCUCGAGCGGCGGUUACAAGCAGAUGGUAUGGCCCAGAGUCGACGUGCACGUCGUGUGGUGCGACAUGACGUUUGGAGACGUGGUGUACUCGGCGCACAAGAUGAAGCACAUGGUGAAGGCAUGCCAGAAACAGGGCAGGGGUCGCACCGUGCAGAUACACAAGCUCGAACGCGCAAAUCAUAUGGCGAGCUUACGACCCGGAUGA
Postia placenta MAD-698-R-SB12 is the source of this 2724-nucleotide messenger RNA. RefSeq lists its product as hypothetical. The transcript has 17 exons. Gene Ontology annotation, molecular function: metal ion transmembrane transporter activity. Bases 1 to 2724 code for a protein of 907 amino acids. NCBI's taxonomy places the organism in Eukaryota, Fungi, Basidiomycota, Agaricomycetes, Polyporales, Adustoporiaceae. Gene Ontology annotation, biological process: transmembrane transport; zinc ion transport. Gene Ontology annotation, cellular component: membrane. The record is from RefSeq and is a predicted model, not a curated record.